UUUGACGUAACCGACGUAAUUUGACAAUGGAAAGAAAAACACGAAUUCUGCACAUUUGUUAAGAAAGUCUUCAAGUUGUGCCAAAAUAUUAGUUUCCAAACAAUACGAUUAUGUCGGAGGGAAAUAGGAUAUCUCCUUCCAGUGACCCUGUCGAUAAAAUAAUCAGUUUCAUGGCAUCGGACAUGCAAAAUAGCGAUGGCCAAUAUAUUCCUCUUGGAUAUCCAGCCCAAACAAACGCUUCAGAACAGAUGACUUGGACUGCUCACAAUUCUCCAGGAUCCUAUUUGAAUUACGGAUUACAUUAUCCAGACCCUCAUCUAGAUCAACCUCCCAGAGAACAGCUUACCAAUUUUAUACACCAAGAAGCCAGUUCAGUGUUUGAUAAUUUCCAAAAGAACGUUCAUAUACCUGAAUAUAAUAAUUAUAAUCUUAGGUCAAACAGUGCUCCACAAGCUAUGUAUAACUACUCACCAAACAUGCCAGAAAAUAUUUUACAUAACCCCAUAAACCAUAGUGUUCAACCAUCACAGAUUUUUGAAAAUCUUGUUGGAAACUGGGCAGUACCAAAUAAUGCCGGAACAUACACACCAUUUGGUAACACAGAUACUUUUAAGCCAAGCUUAUUUGAUUUCCAAUCCCAAAACGGUGAAUCUGGUUAUCCAGAACAAAAAAAUGAUAUUAAAUAUAAGCAGACAGAACCUGUUGAUGAUAAGUUUAACUUUAACCGAGAUACAAACAAAAAAAGGCCUCUAGCUGAGGUGAAACCAAUGCGUCCUAGCUAUUCAGAUGUUCUAACUAAACCAGUUCCUUCCACAAGUAAUACAAAGCCACUCAAACCAGAGUCAAAGGAUGUUAAAUUCAAAAAGGAAUCCAGGAAGAAUGGCAAAACUGACAAAUCACAAAAGGUUGGGAACUUGUUGAACCGUUGCAACACUAAUAAUGAUAUACGUGAUAUUCCAAUGGAUAGAACAUUUCCUAAUAGUAAAGUUGAGAAAAAAACAAUCAAAACAAAUCAGUUGAAUAGAAAAUGGGCAUCCCUAGACAAUAUCUCUGAGCCAAACCUGAUCAAAACUGAAGAAUCAAAGAAGAUUAAAAGACCAGAAGAGAAUAGCAUGAACAACAAACCAGUAAAACCAACCAAGAACAAAGUUAACAAAAGUAUAAACAGUAUGUCGGAUGAAGCAACUGAUACAAGUACUAAAGCUGAGGCAGCAAAUAUAUUGAAAAGUACUUUGAAGAAGAAUAAGAACAGGCAGAAGCAGAAUGAUAGUUUUGCAAAUGGAAAUGAUAGGCCUUCAUCUAAAAGAAAUCAGAGAGCAAAGAAAAAAGAUUCACAGCGUCUUUCAGGAAUUAUUGGACAACAUAUUAAGGUAUACACUAAGAGAUGGUGGGAUGUUUUUACUGUGUUCAUUUUGUGGCUCUAUCAUUUAAUUUAUGACAUCUUCAGUUUGAGCAUACAUUUAGGCAGAGAUUUUGCAAUCAACUUAUGGAAAGGUUUAGUGGAUUGUUGGCAUUCGUUUACAAGUACUGGAGAGGCAAUCUUAAAAAGGUGGCGUUUGUCGGCUUGGAUAUGGCAAAAAUUCGAGGAUAGGUUUAAAGGCCGCAAAAAGAAAAAGUCAGCUGAAGAAGAAACCAAUAGUUUCCUACAAAACGGACUCGAAACUAACAUCAAUAUGCCUACAACUGGUGAAGAAGCAAUGAAAAGGUUGCUAGCUUGUAAAGGAAAAGAUCCAUAUAGUAUAUUGGGUGUUACACCAAAAUGCACAGAUGAUGACAUAAAAAAAUACUAUAAAAGACAGGCUGUGUUAGUUCAUCCCGAUAAAAAUAAUCAACCAGGUGCUGAGGAGGCUUUUAAAAUCCUGGUUCAUGCCUUCGAAAUGAUAGGAACAUCAGAACGAAGAGCGGCAUAUGACAGAGGAGUGGCAGAGUCAGCAUUUGUAGUACAAAAUUUCAGCCAAAUGGCUGAAUUACUCCAGAAACUCCAGCAAAAAAUGGAGAUGAAUGCAAACACUAUAAGAUGCAGUGCUUGUGGGGAAAGGCAUAAAAGAAUUAAAGUGGAUAGGCCGUGUUAUGCAGCAAGGAAUUGUCAUAUGUGUAAAAUUCAUCAUGCUGCUAGAGAAGGUGAUAUUUGGGCAGAAGCCAGAUGCUUUGGCUUUUUGUGGCAUUACUAUGCUUGUAUGGAAGGGUCAGUAUAUGACAUAACCGAUUGGGCGGGCUGUCAAAAAGACACAUUAAAACAUCUGAAGCCUGAUUCACAUCAUGUUCAGUACAGGAUAGCCCUCGGCAAACAGAAUAAUCAACCGAGAAGGAACAGCUCGUCUCCGAGAAUGGACAAGCCUGAUUUAGAGAAUUUAUUGAAUUCACUAUAUGGGAACAGUGAAAAUGGGACAACCAAAAGAAAAACCAAGAACAGAAAAUAGUUUUUGAUUUAUUUUCGAAAGAUGUUUUAUUGGUUUAAAUUAAAUUGUGGAUCUUUAUAGUGAAUUCAUACACUAAGUGAUAAGUGUUUUAAUUUUUUCAGUUUGACGCUUAAUUUAUAUUCUUUAAUGUGCUGCGCUAUUACUUUUUUUCGACUGUAUGAUUUAUGUAUUAAACAAACUAAAAAGGCUAUUAACAAAAA
Messenger RNA from Sitophilus oryzae (rice weevil), 2620 nucleotides. RefSeq names its product dnaJ homolog dnj-5. NCBI's taxonomy places the organism in Eukaryota, Metazoa, Arthropoda, Insecta, Coleoptera, Curculionidae. The transcript is spliced from 6 exons. Gene Ontology annotation, molecular function: dopamine receptor binding. The coding region runs from base 111 to 2420 and encodes 769 amino acids. The record is from RefSeq and is a predicted model, not a curated record.